This is a messenger RNA of Cloeon dipterum, 2291 nucleotides long. RefSeq names its product nose resistant to fluoxetine protein 6-like. Lineage: Eukaryota; Metazoa; Arthropoda; Insecta; Ephemeroptera; Baetidae. Bases 152 to 2185 code for a protein of 677 amino acids. The record is from RefSeq and is a predicted model, not a curated record. Gene Ontology annotation, molecular function: acyltransferase activity, transferring groups other than amino-acyl groups. The transcript is spliced from 12 exons.
GUGAAGCAAGCUAUUAAUAUGAAUCACAUAAUAACCGAGACUGGACUGUCGUAGCUUGAUAUCAUAUAUCUUGAUUUGAUAAAAAAGCGUCUCAAUAUAAUGUCUCCUCUAACUUGGUUCAUUGGAGAGUCGUUUGAAUUAUCACAACAGAAUGGGGAUUUGGACAGGAAUAGUUGUAUUUUGCCUGAUAUUUGCUUCUUACGCUAAUGCGGACUGCGAUACCGAUGUGGACGACUAUAUCAAUGGGUUGAGCGGCGUUGACCCUUCCAAACUUCAAUUGUGGUCUCUGGAAAUGUUCGAUUCAUCGACUAAAUUCAUGACUGACGGCUACAUGGAACUUGCAUUUCUCUAUCAGCUUGCCAAUUUUGACCAGUGCGUGGCAAUAAAUGGGCCAGCCGGGCCAAAUGGAGGACCACCGAGAUUCACUGGCCAGUACUGUCAGUUCGCCGUAGGACUUCAGCUACCUCCAAAUGCUAGUUUUACUAGGAACAUUCAAUUCCAACAGAAUGUGCAAAGGAUGACAAAUUUUCGCACUGGAAGAACAAUGACUGAGCCUUUGGUUUUGCCCACGUUGUGGGGAGUGUGCGUGCCUUCGUCUUGUGGCUUGGAAGGCGCCAAGCGCGUUGCCGACUUUAAUACGCGGUUCUUUGCAGCAUCCUAUGGUCUGAUAGCAAAUACGACAAUGUGGGAAGACACUUGUUACCAUGAAAAUGAUGGAACCUAUGUGAUUGAUGCAGCGUCCUGGUGUUUCAUAGCAUUCGUCGCUAUUUUAAUCUGUCUGAUAUGCGUAUCUACUCUUUUGGAAUUGCGACAUCCUACUCAUCAAUAUUCAGGCUGGAAAUCUAUUUUCAACGCGUUUUCCCUCAAGCAAACCCUGUUCAAGGAUUUAUUGAGACUUCCCAAGGCCCACGUACCAGGUCAGUUGGGAUGCUUGCACGGCAUGAGGACCCUGUCAAUGAUGUGGAUUGUCUUGUGUCAUACAUAUUCCAUUGCUGGAGGCCUGCCUGUUCAAAAUUAUGUUUCAUAUGGAGAGGAGUUCUCGCAUCAAUGGUUCAUGGCUCCCAUUCUCAAUGGCUACAUGGCAGUGGACACUUUCUUCCUGCUAAGUGGUCUGCUUACUGUGUAUAUUCCAAUGAUGGACUUGGCGAAAGGAAGGAAAUUCAACGUGUUUAAAUACUACCUCUACAGAUACUUGAGGAUAUCUAUUCCACUGGCAGUGGCUAUCUGGUUUACUUCUACAGUGAGCAUAUACUCAGGGAAAGGGCCGCUCUGGUUCGUUAGCUUCCGCUACGCUCUAGGCAUUUGCCAGGAAAAUUGGUGGGCAAAUCUUCUCUACAUUUCAAAUUACUUUUUUGAAUAUUGCAUGGGGCACACCUGGUAUCUAUGCGUGGACAUGCAGCUUGCUCUUUUGGCCCCAUUAAUUAUUUAUCCACUUAUGAAGUGGCCCAAAGUUGGGCUAGGUGCAAUUUGCAUUCUGACGCUGGGCUCAAUUGCUGCCAUUUUUGCUGUGACCUACACCGAGAAUUUGCCAUGGACUAUGGUGUUCCUUGGAGUGGAAACUGAUGUCAUUGAUCGCUAUUGGGACAUCAUGUAUGAAAACACUCCGAUGAGGGCGUCCCCAUAUCUUAUUGGAAUGGCCCUUGGCUAUUUCUUGAGCAAGAAAACUCGCGUGCCUUUGCCAAGGUGGAGUGUUGCCCUCGGAUGGCUCGUCAGCACGGCUCUUGCCCUUGCAGUGAUAUUUCUAAUUCUUAUACCGUACUCGGAAGGCUUUGUACAAAAUGCACUGGAAGCUGCAUUCUAUUCGAGCCUGCACAAACCUGCAUGGGCAAUAAGUCUCUCCUGGAUAAUUUGGGCCUGUGUAAACGGAUACGGAGGAAUUGUGGAUAAAAUCCUUUCGUGGAAAUAUUUCGUCCCAGCAAGCAAACUAACGUUUUGUUGCUAUUUGACGCACUUAUUAGCAAUGAACGUGUACGCGGGACUUCGUAGAACCCCCUACUUUGUGUCGCAUUUCGAAAAUUUGUACCUCUUAGGCUCCUUCAUAAUAUUGACUUUCCCGUACACUAUCAUACUUUACCUGGUAGUAGAAGCACCAUCAAUGAAUUUAAUGCGUUUAGCUUUCAAGAAACAAAAGAGUGCAGAUCCCGCUACAAGCCGGAUUGAGAAAAUUCUUGGAAAGAAAGCUUGAUAAUGGUUUCGGAAGUUCCAGUAUCAUGCAAUCUAAUCAACUUGCAAUGAUUUUAAUUGAAAAUAAAAUACCAGACGUUAAAUUAAUAUCCUCGACCGACUAAUUA